Paramuricea clavata is the source of this 2062-nucleotide messenger RNA. The record is from the annotation of a GenBank genome assembly. Lineage: Eukaryota; Metazoa; Cnidaria; Anthozoa; Malacalcyonacea; Plexauridae.
AUGGCGACUUGUCAAGGAGCGAGUUGUUUCGGAAUGAUAUUUUCAAGUCUUAAUUAUGGAUUUUACAGACGUUUAAUUCCGCAAUCCUGUAAUAUUUUAGGAGGAGGUUUUUCUAAGGUAUCAGUUUCAUCUUACACGGUUUAUGUUUUUGUACUGUACACUGAACAAACGUUUGCAAAUAUUAAAAUAUAUAAGGGUACAAAUUGUCUGAAAUUGACAAAUUCUCCGACCUGAGUUAUCGAUUUUUCAUUUGAACCCCAGAAAUCUUCAUGCUCAAAUUAGUCUAUAACGAAAAUUUCAUGAUGAUUGAACAGAACAUUUAGGAAGUGAGUUACAGCAUUUUGUUUUUACUAUAGAAUAGAUUUGUUUUUCACUGCAUCAGAAAUUUCAUACAAAUGACAAAUCUAUAGCAAUAGAUCUCAACUGGGAUCGGAAAAUAAAAUUCAUAACAGUUGCCACUGUCAGGAAUUUUGAAACAGUAAUUUGUACCGGACAUCAUACAUACAAAUACUGAUAGCUGAUAAUUGGCUUGGAUUUUAAGACCCUCAUAUAUUACUAAUUAUUAUUGAUUAUAUUAUAUUAUCUAUGAUCAUAUUGAUUAUAUUAUCUAUGAUUAUUAUAUUAUCUAUGAUUAUAUUAUCUAUAUUAAAGAUUAUAUUAUUGAUUACAUUAUAUUAUCUAUGAUCAUCUAUGGUGUUCCUCCUUAGGUAAUAUUUACAGCUGAUAUUUCUUUACUUUCAGCAAGGAAUGUUGAACUCAUCUCGCUCGAUCACAUUGCUCACAAAGUUCAAUGUUGUUGACAACAGUAAACAGGGCCAACGAACGAAGAGAUAUAAGAAAGCAUAUGCAAUUGGUUUCUUUAAAAACAACAAACGACAAACAGCGGAUAUUGGCGAUGUCAUCAAAGUUGCGGUGCGGGGGCAAACAUGCAAUGCACUGAUCGUGGGGUCAAGAAAACCAAAAGGCAACAAUAUGGUACCAAGAUACGACAAUAAUAAUGUCGUCCUGCUCGAUGAAAAUUUGGCACCUCUUGGGACGAGAAUACGAGGACCGAUACCAAAUAUAUUACGCAAGCAAAGAGACAAGUAUUCUAAAGUUUUAGCUAUUGCAUCAAAGUUUACAUGACAAUGCAUUAUAUAUUAAUAUUAUGGUGGAUGUGUGUUAUCAAUUACUUUGUUAGAAGGAAUAGUUGCAGACCUUAAUUUUGCAGGGCACAAUCACUCCCAAGCGUUUACAUUGCGCAUCUUAGCGAGCUCAACUUGUGUUCUCAAAUUUUCUAUUCUAGCUAUCAAAGUGGGCUUCGUACAAAAUUGGAGGUCUGGUAUACCCGUAUACAUAUAUUUUACAAAUUGUAAAAUUUGCUAAUAAUUAUUAGGAAGAAAUAAAAGUUUAUAAGACACACUUGCUCGUAUGUUUCAUCCCUCAGGCUUAGGGACUGUUUAUAAGGAAGCCCACUUAGCAAGACAGCCCUGCAAGCAGGAUGAAAUUCUCUUGUGUUCAUAUGAGAAAAUUUCAUAUGUUCAUAGGAGACAAUUUUGUUGUUUUGACAUUAUUUUGACAGUUGUUAAAAAUAGCAUGCGGGGGGCAUCUUUAAACUUUGUCCAUAUAAACGCAAGGUAAUUUUUGCUAUAAAAAUAACUACUUGCUUACCGGGCUAUCUCGCUAACCGGCACAGCCCCGUUUCUAUAUAAACAGCCUCUUAGUGACCUUUGCAAUGUUCAGUGAAUUUUUAUUUCUUAGCAAUUAUCAUAAAGGCGCUAUAAUUAAGCGACCACCUGAUACAACUGUUCUUAGACAACCUUCGUUUCUCCAACGACUCUUUGCGCCGAGAAGUCUCUGAUUUUAAAAUUAUUAAAAUAUCAAACAUACAUCCUGGGCAUUAGUAAACGCUGAUUCGCAAACAGUGUACAAGAUAAGAUAGAUCCAGACUAUUUCACAUUGACAACUAGCUGCGCGCGAGAAAAACUUCUUUACGUUGGACAAUUGUAAACAAUGAUAGAUUUGUCAUCUGAUACGGAAACCACUUUCGUUCCACUUUGGUUGUAUUUUACGCACCAAACCU